CGUAGUUACAAAGCCUCGUCUUACGACUAGCUCUGUAAAAAUGGAGUGAUACAAAAUUUUGGUGCAGCGUAGCUGGUACAGUGCGUGCAUUUCACCGAAGCUGAAGUUGGUCGCUAGGUUGGUAGACUAUUAACGCUUCGCAUCGUUUCAGUAUGGCUGAAAAGAAGAAACGUGACUCUCUCCAUUACUUUAUGAGUUACGAUGAUUUGAGCGGCAGCAGUAGCAGCAGCAGCAGUGAUUCUGAAGAGGAAGGCCCGGCUUCAUCCAAAAAGAAAGGGGGAAAGGAUCCGACUGAACACAGUAAAGAUGGAUCUCACCAAGGGACCAAACGAGCCGCGAGUGGAUGCCCUUUACCUAAACCAGAUGACCUCUUUAAAUCCGUUUCAAAGCCGUCGUUCUUAUACAACCCGUUAAAUAAACACAUUGAUUGGGAAAGCCGCACGGUGAAAGCUCCGGAGGAGCCAGCCAAGGAAUUCAAAGUCUGGAAAACCAACGCCGUGCCCCCGCCACAGACUUACGUUACAGAGAAGAAGAGUGCUCCCCCAGGCAUGGAUAUGGCUAUAAAAUGGUCCAAUAUCUACGAAGACAAUGGCGAGGAUGCUCCGCAGCCCGCUUCAGGGAACGCACGUUUCUUGCCAGAUGAGGAGACGCCCGUGCAGUCAGAUGAAGAGCAAGACAAAUCUUUGUCAGCGAAGAAGAAGAAAGUGGAGAGCUUCCAGCAGAAGGAGAAGAGGAAGAGGGACAUGGGGCAGGCCACGUCCGACAAGAGUUUUGUGGAAGAGGAGAAGAGGAUUCUGCGACAGAGCCUGGAGUAAAAAGCUGAGAUGAGCCAGAGACUGUCCCACAGAGCUUCCCCCAUUCGUUCUGUCAUCAGCGUCCGCACGCUUGUGUUUGUGAAUGUACCGCCUAUAGCUGCCCUGGACUCUAUACGUUUUUCAGAUAAAAAUGGGGAAAAGUGUUGUUUGGUUUUGUUUUUAAUAAAUAUUUGUAUAUUGUGUAUGUGUCGUAUCUCCCAAAAAAGAGAAAAAACAUUCUUUGUUUUUCUGAAAACUUUCACGCAUUUGUUUCAGAAUUCCUUAACCCAACUAUAUUGACUUUCAAACCUCUGGGGUUCUAAAAUUAAUCAUAAAUAACUCAGUUUAGAGAUUUAAAUGAGGAAUUCUUGCCAUGAUUAUGAUAAAAUUGUUAAAUUUUUUGAAAUCUUGUAUUUAUGCGAUUAAAAGUUUCAGUUCAGAAAUGUAUUUUAAAAUUAAUUUUUUUAAAUUGCAUAAUAUGAUUAAGAAAAGCACAUUGAAAUUAUGAAAGGACGUCCACUAGGUGGUGACAUUGAUUGCAUUUCUUAUGACGGCAUUUUGAAGAACUGCAUUUUCAGAUCAAGACGUACACUUGGCUUGAUAUGUACACAUAUAGGGUGUUUUUUUAUUAUUUUUUCCUGUUUAUGUAAAUGGUCAUGUGACCUCCAAAUAAAUUGUACAUCCAGGAUGGG
Anguilla rostrata (American eel) is the source of this 1486-nucleotide messenger RNA. RefSeq names its product chromosome 4 C1orf52 homolog (gene c4h1orf52). Lineage: Eukaryota; Metazoa; Chordata; Actinopteri; Anguilliformes; Anguillidae. The record is from RefSeq and is a predicted model, not a curated record. The transcript is spliced from 3 exons. Bases 153 to 815 code for a protein of 220 amino acids.